Suillus paluster is the source of this 1275-nucleotide messenger RNA. RefSeq lists its product as uncharacterized. The transcript is spliced from 5 exons. Gene Ontology annotation, cellular component: nucleus. Gene Ontology annotation, molecular function: DNA-binding transcription factor activity, RNA polymerase II-specific; RNA polymerase II transcription regulatory region sequence-specific DNA binding. The coding region runs from base 19 to 876 and encodes 285 amino acids. The record is from RefSeq and is a predicted model, not a curated record. Gene Ontology annotation, biological process: regulation of transcription by RNA polymerase II. NCBI's taxonomy places the organism in Eukaryota, Fungi, Basidiomycota, Agaricomycetes, Boletales, Suillaceae.
CCACUACUAUAAAUAAUAAUGGCUCGUCGCGUCAUCUCUUUAUCCUUCUUCUUAACGAACCAUUGGGAGUCAUUGCAAGUCACAACGACAAACAGCUCAUCUGCUUACGAUCAGCAUAUCCGGGACUCCAACAAUCACUGGAUAUGCGAAGACUGUCAUAUCGACUUCGAUUCUUGGCUGGGUCUCAAAGAACAUUACGUUCAGAGCCCUCACCACCAUUACUGCCAGUAUUGUAACUUCCAUUUCAACACCGCACUUGGGCUACAGAAUCAUUACGAGGACCAACAUGCUUACUGUCGCUCUUGUCACAAGGUAUUCAAGAACGAUUUCGGCUUGCACGAGCACAAUCGCCAGAACCCGAAGCACGCUAACAUGUACUGUGUUUCGUGCAAAAGGCUUUUCCAGUCUCCGACGUACAUCGCCCUAAAGAUACCUAUCUGCCCCUUCACCGGAUGCGGCAUGGCGUUCAUCAAUAAAUCCGCCCUCAUGCUCCAUCUUGAAUCUGGCUCAUGUCAAUCAGGUGUCAACCGACGCGCCGUUGACAACUGGGUUCGUGCCAACGACCACACUAACGUGAUAACCAACCCAGCGCGCCUCAUCACUGCGGGCGAACGGGGCAACGUUCAGCUUCUCGCGACAGAGCAGACUUGGAACGGGCGGGCCUAUGAAUGUGUUCUUUGUCACACCCAGUUCCGGGCGUUGACGGACUUGAACCGUCACUUGGCUAGCCCCCGUCAUCAGGAGAAAACCCACUUUGCCUCUCUUAGUGGGUUGUGUCAGCACAUUGAGAGCGAGCGCUGUGGUGUGACCAAGUUCAGGGCCGUCCAAGACGCCAUGAACAAUCUCUUUAAUGGGGUCCACCGCCUCACCAUGUAACUUCGUAAGUUCUAGAUGAUGAAGAUCCAUAAAAAGCUAUACCUGACUGAGGACUCUUCUUAUUCAGCCCUCGUGUUGUCUGCGUUCCUUCACAUGCCACAUCCACAUGGUUUCGUCACAGAUAAUCAGUUUCCAUUUGUUUACCGUACGCUUUUCAUUCUUCAAACCAACAUCGCCUUUACCUAUUACGAGUCACUAUCUGCGUACCUUAACAUCCUCAUCGAUAAUUUUAUUAUCAAUAGUUCUUGACAGCUCUGGCCAAAGCAGGUUUCCUGUUCCCCCUCAGUUGUACAUGGUAGUCAUACCUUACAUACAUCCUUAUUCUCCGCGUUUGAAUUGCGCCGUACAUGAUUCAUAAUCGAAGUUGUUUGUGGGUCUAGGAAUCCCAAUCUCUGACUC